Linum tenue is the source of this 1310-nucleotide messenger RNA. NCBI's taxonomy places the organism in Eukaryota, Viridiplantae, Streptophyta, Magnoliopsida, Malpighiales, Linaceae. The record is from the annotation of a GenBank genome assembly.
CUGCUUUUCUCUAGCCGGUAAGCCAACUCGAGCUGCCCAUAUUUUCCCAAGAAGGUCGAGAAAUCAUCUGAAAAGUCUCAGUGAGUGAAUCUGGGAUGUGGGUCGGCUGAAAAUUUCGAAACUUUUCUUUGGGCUGCAGGAAUCUUGUCGUCGUCAUCAUCUCUCAAUGGAAGGGAUUGAGCAGUGGAAGAGCGAGGUGGAGCAAUUUAUUGAGCAAGGGAUCGAGUACAUCCGUCAGGUGCCGGCAAUUCAGCAAGGGAUUGAAUACGCCUCUCAGAUACCGGCAAUUCAGAAAGGGAUUGAAUACGGUCGUCAGAUACCCCCAGUUCAGCUCUACUCCGCCGCUGCCGUCCUGGUUUUCACUGCCCUUUUCUUCAUUCUCGUUCGCUUGUUUAGACGGCCAAGAUCUAAUACCGUUGUCUUGACCGGACUCAGUGGGAGCGGUAAAACGAUUCUUUUCUAUCAGCUUCGGGAUGGCUCUUCACACCAGGGUACUGUCACCUCAAUGGAACCCAAUGAAGGAACUUUCAUUCUCCAUUCUGAAGCUAGCAAGGAGCGCAAGGUGAAGCCUGUCCACAUUGUUGAUGUUCCUGGCCAUCCUCGUCUUCGGCCAAAGCUAGAUGAGUUCUUGCCUGAAUCAGCAGGAAUUGUCUUUGUCGUUGAUGCCCUGGAGUUCUUACCUAACCUUCGUGGAGAUUCAGAGUAUUUGUAUGAUAUUCUGACCAAAUCAAGUGUGGUGAAAAAGAAGGUUCCUGUUCUGAUUUGCUGUAACAAGACAGAGAAGGUUACAGCGCAUACCAAGGAUUUCAUCUGUAAACAGCUUGAAAAAGAGAUUGACAAGCUACGGACAUCAAGGAGUGCAGUAUCAGAUGCUGAUGUUGCCAAUGACCACACACUUGGUAUACCCGGGAAAGCAUUUUCAUUCUCACAAUGCACUAACAAAGUCUCUAUUGGAGAAGCUUCUGGUUUGACUGGUAAGAUAGCAGAUGUAGAACAGUUUAUCAGGGACAAUGUAAAGCCAUAAUAGGUGCUGCUGUUUCCUUUUUGAAGAACACUAUUGAGAGGCGGUGAGGAUGUGUACCUGUACCCUGAGCUGACCCCAGCUUAUGCCUAUAUGGGGGAUAGACCAGGGAGAGAAAGAGAAAGAACAGCGGAAGGCUCUAGACUGACAUUCAUUGUUAUCAGCCAUUCAAUUCAAGAUUUGUGUAAUUAACAGCGUUCGACCUUAUCAUCGAGUCAAAUGAACUGUGUAACCAGCUCUUUUUAUUGGUUUUGGUUGGAUGCAAUCUGCCAUGGAGGUUAGAGUGGCU